CGAUAAUGCAGAAUGUGACCGCUUGAUGUUGUUUAUUAGUAACAGUAUUCAACGACCAAGAUUUCUGCUUUUCUGUCACUGGCGUUUUGAAAUAAAUAGUUGGAAAUAAACAUGAAACUUUUUGUUGUUUUGUGUGUGGUUCUUUUAGCUCUUGACGCUGUCUCAGCAAAAAACAAGCCCGAAAACGAAAAAAAGGCCAAAUCGCUAAAGAAAGUAUUUAAGGAAUGCCAGAAAAAUGAUGCAACUAAAAUUGAUAAUUCCAUUUUGAAAAAACUGAAAAAACACAAACAAGUUGACCUACCCGACAAUUACGGAGAUCACAAGCUUUGCAUUCUAAAAGGUUUGGGGUACAUCAACGAAUUCGGCAUGGUAAUUGAAAAAAAUUUGAAAAAACGAGUUACCAAAAAAGCUGAAGUAAAUCAGGAUAUAGAUGCCAUUGUCUCAGAAUGCAAAGUUUCCAAAGCAACACCAACGGAAACAGCUUUAUUUUUCGAAACUUGCUUGACUUCGCAUAGUAUUACCCUUUAAAAUAAUUACCUUAUUGAUGCAACAAUGUAUAUAAUGCUUAUUUAAAUAAUUUUAGAAAGCUGAGUUUGAGAAGCUCUAGCUAAAGUAGGUACUAUCGCAACAUUUUAAAUUAGUAGGUAGUCUUCUACAAUAUGAAUCAAUAAGGUCCUUUUAAAGCCUUUUCAUGUAGGUAUAUCUAUGAUGUUUAUUUAUCUGAUUAAGAUUAUGUUAAGUUGCAUUUGAGUUUUAUAGAAAAUUAUUUUUUUUAAAUGCUGGGUAGUUAAGCUGUAAUUAUAUUAUGCUAAGUUUUAAACAAUAAGUUAAGAGAUAUUUUUACAAAUAUGGUGAUCACUAAAGUGAAUCGAAAAUAUUAAACACAGAAUAAAAAAUAUUAUAAAAGCGAAACGAAAUUUCAUGUGUAUUUAAGUGAAUAUUGUACCAAUUUAUAACAAAAUUUCAUAUUAUUGUCAUUGAAAUUCUGUUAUAGAUUGGUUAAAGCUAAGUGGUAUUAACAGAAAUAACAGGCUAAAGAAAAUAAAAUAA
Molecule: messenger RNA, 1050 nt
Organism: Ceutorhynchus assimilis (cabbage seed weevil)
Lineage: Eukaryota; Metazoa; Arthropoda; Insecta; Coleoptera; Curculionidae
Source: the annotation of a GenBank genome assembly